CACGUUCAACAGAUCGUUGAUGAUUUGUAGUAAGAAAAGUGUUGGAAAUAGAAUAGUGUCGUAUAGUAGGUACUACUGCGUUUCUAAUCCAGAAGCAAUUGAAGAAAACUAGUGAAUCAACGACAUAGUAGUUCAUCAUUAUAGCUCUCAUAUUAUGUCGGCAUUUCAAACGUCAAAAAGUGACUCGUACAGGAGAACUAGGCUCUGAGAACUGGGCCUACCAUGAUAGACAAAAUGCUCGUACACAUCGAGUGCUGUUGACAUUCAAAUUGUUUCACGAAACUUCCGGAAGAUGAUGAAUAUCUGGGCGUUCUGUCUUUGGACAAGCCUCUUCGUCCCGCCAUGCCUGCCCAACCCGCACAGAGGGCGCCACCACUCUCCAGAGCCUCACGCAGAAGCCUACCACAUCUCCAGAGACGCCUUCGACCCGCACAGAGACUCCGAAGAGUUCCGCAGGGACGCCCCGGACGACAAGCGCGAAUUCAACAGGCGGGAAUCCCUGGAAGAGGACCAGCUGGUAGUGCAGACCACCAAGGGUAAAGUGCGAGGCGUCACGCAGAUCGCAGCCACUGGCAAGAAAGUCGACGCCUGGCUGGGCAUUCCCUACGCCCAGAAGCCUCUGGGCAGCCUGAGGUUCCGGCACCCUAGACCCGUGGAGAAGUGGGACGGCAUCAUAAACACUACCGUGCAGCCUAAUUCGUGCGUGCAGAUAAUCGACACGGUGUUCGGCGACAACUUCGAGGGUUCUGCCAUGUGGAACCCCAACACGCCUCUCAGCGAGGAUUGCCUGUAUCUGAACGUGGUGGUGCCUAAGCCGAGGCCUGUGAACGCUACUGUGAUGGUGUGGAUCUUCGGCGGUGGGUUUUACUCGGGAACCAACACGCUGGAUGUGUACGACCACAAGUUCUUGGUGUCGGAAGAGAACGUGAUACUGGUGUCGAUGCAAUAUCGCGUGGCGUCGCUUGGCUUCCUCUAUUUCGGUACCUCCGACGUUCCUGGCAACGCCGGGAUGUUCGACCAGAUGAUGGCGCUGCAAUGGAUCAAGGACAACAUUGCUGCCUUCGGUGGCAACCCCAAUAACAUAACGCUUUUUGGUGAAUCUGCCGGUGCUGUCUCUGUUUCCUUGCAUCUUCUGUCGCCUUUGUCGCGAAACCUGUUCUCGCAGGCUAUCAUGCAAUCGGGCAGCCCUACUGCCCCGUGGGCCAUCAUAUCCAGGGAAGAGAGUCUGCUCCGUGGGCUGAGGCUAGCGGAAGCAGUGGGAUGUCCCCACGAGCGAAGUGAUUUGACCGCUGUUAUAGAUUGCUUGAAGAAGCGAGAUCCUAUAGAGAUAGUAAACAAUGAAUGGGGUACCUUGGGAAUCUGCGAGUUCCCAUUCGUGCCUAUCAUAGAUGGCGCUUUCUUGGACGAACACCCAGUCCGUGCCGUAGCUAACAAGAACUUCAAGAAAACCAAUAUCCUUAUGGGUUCCAACACCGAAGAAGGCAACUACUUCAUAAUCUAUUACCUGACGGAGCUGUUCAGAAAGGAGGAGAAUGUGUACGUGAAUCGUCAGGAAUUUUUGCGUGCAGUUACUGAACUCAAUCCUUACGUUAGUCCUAUUGCUAGGCAAGCUAUAGUAUUCGAAUACACGGAUUGGUUGAAUCCGGAUGAUCCAGUUAGCAACAGGAACUCUCUGGACAAGAUGGUAGGAGAUUAUCAGUUCACUUGUGCAGUGAACGAGUUCGCUCAUAGGUAUGCUGAGACUGGAAACAAUGUCUAUAUGUACUAUUACAAGCACCGGUCUGUGUCUAAUCCUUGGCCAUCAUGGACAGGUGUCAUGCAUGCUGACGAAAUCAACUAUGUUUUCGGCGAACCGCUGAACCCCUCCAGGACAUACACGGCCCAAGAGGUGGACUUCAGCAGACGCAUAAUGCGCUACUGGGCCAACUUCGCAAAAACCGGCAACCCCAGCUUGAAUUCGAACGGGGUAUGGACCCCCACUUUUUGGCCUCUGCACACGGCCUACGGAAAAGAGUACCUCACUCUCGAUGUCAAUUCCACUGCUACUGGCCGAGGUCCCAGGCUCAAGCAGUGUGCCUUUUGGAAGAAAUACCUACCUCAACUGCAGCAGAUGUCGGCUGAGCUACAGAACACACAAUCUAAUAAGGAAUGCACCAGCAUAGGAAAUUCAAUCAAUAGUCCAUGGUGUAUGAUUUACUCAGCUUUGAUAAUCGCCAUUAUAGGAAAACAAGACAGUUUUCACUAAAAAUUAGAAGCUUCCCAUCGCCAGGCUUGAACAACCAAUCGAAUGGGGCUAAAUGGAUUUCCCCAGGUUUAGAUUUCUGAUGCUUUUGCUAUUCGUAGAGUCUAUAAUAGGAAAAAGUUGGCCCUGCGUGAUUUCGGUUUGUCGUUCCCCUCAGAAAGGUGUGUAUAGGGUUUGUCAAAAAAUGCGAACGUAUAAGGUUCAUGAAAAAUGAGACGACUUUGGAGAAAAGAAAUAUAAUUGGCAGUGAUUGUUGCAGACCAUCAGCGUUCUAAGCAUACUCCUUCCAAAAACUGUAAUCUCCUAGAAAAUUUCACAGUGAAAUUUCAAGAGGGUGAUAUGGAAAAUACCAUAAAACAGUUGACUUUUUCAAGACGUUUUGUCCCAGAUGAUGACAAUUUUUGAGCAAUCUUGUCUUCAAAAAUUGAGAGUAUAUUCAUCACCCUCUUGAUUGUUUCAUCAAGAAUUUACCUGACUCGAUCGAGUAUCAAGAUUGUCGUUUGAUAUACGUUGCUAAUAAACUGGUCAAUAAUGAGAGUGGACACACGAAAAUUUUAAGUAGUUUUAUU
Molecule: messenger RNA, 2811 nt
Organism: Phaedon cochleariae (mustard beetle)
Lineage: Eukaryota; Metazoa; Arthropoda; Insecta; Coleoptera; Chrysomelidae
Source: the annotation of a GenBank genome assembly